Aspergillus brunneoviolaceus CBS 621.78 is the source of this 727-nucleotide messenger RNA. RefSeq lists its product as uncharacterized. The record is from RefSeq and is a predicted model, not a curated record. The transcript has 2 exons. NCBI's taxonomy places the organism in Eukaryota, Fungi, Ascomycota, Eurotiomycetes, Eurotiales, Aspergillaceae. Bases 148 to 612 code for a protein of 154 amino acids.
GCGAUGCUCCCAUACGUGAGGCACUAGAUAACAGACCAGCGCUCAAUUCAGAUGAGAGCUCAGGCUGGCUGGUACACCCAGCCCAGCCGAGUGCGGCUUAUCUUUUCCGAUCUAAUCGCAACCAGUGCCGAAAGCAAUCUCUGACCAAUGACAGCAGCCGGGAUCCGGCACGAGGAAGCCAUGCGAUUGGCCGCACGGCGAGUGAGUCAAAGAAGGGCUUCUCCGAAUUGGAGAAAGUGGAGACGUCGGUUUCCCCAACCCAGGACAGAAUUUGCGCGUGCGGCAGUCUGCUUUGGCUUUUGCGCGGGCGGGUAUCGGCCGACACUCGUGCUGCCCUUGAUAUUCGAUCAAGUCAUCUGGCAUCGAAUAUCGGGACAGGGGAGUGCGAUAGGUUGGCAGCAUGAGGCCAGACACCCUGCAGCAACAGGCCACUUGUAUAGCGCCAUGAGUCUUCAAAUGGGAAAGGAAUGCGGAGGGAGGUGCCAACUCCGGAGGGCAGCUCAGGCCUCAUUAUCUGGCGCCCUCGGAGAACACCCCGAGGGGAGAUUUCUCCAAUUUGGUGUUGUGUGCUUUUCCUCCACAAAUCCACCGGCGUCAUCCUUUCUUAAAUAACUUCCACAUCCCUGCUCCCUCGUAAAGGUCUGGUGACGAGGGACGACGACAUAUGUGCUGACACACAUAAACCUAACCUGCUCCCCACAUGCACACGCUCAGAUACACCAGUGCA